UCUCCGCCCUCCAUGCUUGGCGGCGGGAGGACGCGGUGGCGGGGUAGGGCGGCGCGUCCGGCUGUCGGGGACGCUUUCCUGGCCGCGGCGCCGUGUGGAUGCGCGCUGUGCCUCGAGGCCCGGCUGGCGGGGCCCACCAUGAGGCGCCUGGGGUCCGUGCAGCGGAAAAUGCCGUGCGUGUUUGUGACGGAGGUGAAGGAGGAGCCCUCCGGCAAGAGGGAGCAGCAGCCAUUUAAAGUUUUGGCAACUGAAACUCUAAGUCACAAGGCAUUAGAUGCAGAUAUAUACAGUGCAAUUCCAACAGAAAAAGUGGAUGGAACAUGUUGUUAUAUUACUACCUACAAAGGUCAGCCAUAUCUUUGGGCUCGGCUAGAUAGAAAACCUAACAAAGUAGCUGAGAAAAGAUUUAAAAAUUUUCUACAUUCAAAACAAAACUCAAAAGAAUUUUUUUGGAAUGUUGAGGAAGACUUCAAACCUGUUCCAGAGUGCUGGAUACCAGCGAAGGAAAUAGAACAAUUAAACGGGAAUCCAAUGCCUGAUGAAAACGGACACAUUCCUGGUUGGGUACCAGUGGAAAAAAACAACAAACAGUAUUGCUGGCAUUCCUCAGUAGUUAAUUAUGAAUUUGAAAUUGCCCUGGUACUGAAGCAUCAUCCUGAUGAUCCUGGUCUUUUGGAAAUUAGUGCAGUGCCUCUCUCAGAUCUCCUAGAACAAACACUAGAGCUUAUAGGAACAAAUAUUAAUGGAAACCCAUAUGGGUUAGGAAGCAAGAAGCAUCCAUUACAUCUUCUUAUACCACAUGGGGCAUUUCAGAUAAAAAAUCUACCCACCUUGAAGCACAAUGAUCUAUUAUCCUGGUUUGAAGGUUGCAGAGAGGGUAAAAUUGAAGGAAUAGUAUGGCAUUGUAAUGACGGCUGUUUAAUCAAGGUUCAUCGCCAUCAUCUUGGUUUAUGCUGGCCAAUUCCAGAUACUUACAUGAAUUCAAAACCAGUUGUUAUCAACAUGAAUCUGAACAAGUAUGACCAUGCCUUUGAUACUAAAUGUUUGUUUAAUCUUUUUUCAAAAAUAGAUAAUCAGAAAUUUGGCAGACUCAAAGAUAUAAUACUUGAUGUAUAAAGUAGAAAUCCAGUUAAAAAUCAGCUUUAUUAUAUUGGAAUCUUGAAUAUUCUGCUAUAUGUGGAAGGUAAAAACAUCUCAGAAUUCUGUGUCGAAGAGAGCAAUAUGUCGUCUAGCAUUUGAAGAAACGAAUUUCCCAGUUGCAAAUUUUAUUCAGAACUAGCAAAUGAAUUUUAACCACAAGACUUAAAAAAUGUAAUGGUAAGCUCCUCUGCCUGGUACAUAGUUAAAAAUUGCAACUAAACCAACAAUUCUGGAUCAUUAAUACUUAACAUAUGGCUCUAACCUCAUAACAUGUUUAUAUACAUGUAAAUAUAUAUAAAACUAGAUUCUUAACACACAUAUAAAUAAGUAUGUAUAAAACCCCAAUUUUAAAUGUUAAAAUUAAAAUCACCCUAUACUCUUUAAAAAACUUAAACAUGAAUAUAUACAGAAAUUCAUCAUAGCUCAUUUGAUAGUCAUAACUUACUCUAAAAGUCUUAAAAAAUAUACUUUUCUAGUAUGUUUAAAAUUUUAUAUAAUUUUAUUUACUAAGACUUCAAAUUUAAUAAAGGUACAGGUAUGAAGAAAGAAAUCAUGUAGGUCAGAGACCUGCUUGAUUUCCAGAUGGAGUUUUAACUUCUAAAGUUAAUAAAUAGUUCAAUAAAAC
This is a messenger RNA of Nyctereutes procyonoides (raccoon dog), 1765 nucleotides long. It is a transcript of the gene RLIG1, whose product is annotated as RNA 5'-phosphate and 3'-OH ligase 1. NCBI's taxonomy places the organism in Eukaryota, Metazoa, Chordata, Mammalia, Carnivora, Canidae. Bases 13 to 1116 code for a protein of 367 amino acids. Gene Ontology annotation, biological process: response to reactive oxygen species. The transcript has 7 exons. The record is from RefSeq and is a predicted model, not a curated record. Gene Ontology annotation, molecular function: RNA ligase (ATP) activity.